Molecule: messenger RNA, 766 nt
Organism: Malus domestica (apple)
Lineage: Eukaryota; Viridiplantae; Streptophyta; Magnoliopsida; Rosales; Rosaceae
Source: RefSeq, a predicted model, not a curated record
UUUUGGAGCCGAAACGUUAUCAGAACGCACAGAGAGAGAGAGAGAGUAGCGAGUGUGCGAUGCAAUGGGCUCUUCUCUUUACUCCGCCAUUCUCCUUCUUCUCUUUGCUUUCUGUCUCUCUCUUCCGACCCUCUCACCUGCCACCGAACUCAAAGGUGUAGAUAUUGAAAACCCAGUACUAGAAGUCAUCCCAGCACCUCUUUCUGAGCACUCAGCUGUUCCUGGUUCUAAAGAUGUUUUAUUUUGUAAACGGGCACGAGUUUCUGGUAUAUCCAGGUUAAAACUUGGGAGUUAUGCAAGUUCACUUAAGGUCACCUUGUCUACAUCUCUAGGAAUCCUGGAGAGGUUGCUUAGCAAAAUUCAAGUCUGUUUUCAUAGGAAUAAUACGCUUGGAUUAUGUCAGUGUGAAGAGGAUGAUUGGAAAAAUAUUCAGAAAGGGUUAUGGAGCUCUGUCAUGUCGCCUUAUGAUGAAAGAUAUGUCGAUGUCAAGUUCAUUGGCAAAAUACCUGGCUCUGUCACCAUAACUGUUGAAGAAGAUUUUCAGAGAUGGCGCCUUGUGUGUCUGGCACUGGGAUUUACUUUACUAUUGUUGGCAGCAAUUGUCAGCAAUGGCUAUAGGAGCUUUUCUGGUCAUUAUAAUCAUUCUCUUCCAGGGAAUGAAGUUGUUGUCAACUGGAAGGAAAACUGUCCUCUGUCUUACCAUGUAUGGAUCAGUCAAACUUGGUGUCUUGAACUUAUUGGCAUUGCUAAACUACUACAAGAUUGA